UCAUAAAAGGGAAGGUUAAUUAAAAAAUGAACUCCCCCCUCUGAUUUUAGAAAGUAUAUACAGUGUCCAUCUUUUAAAAUCCAUCUUUAUAUGUACUUCUAAAACAACAGCAAACUCAAAAUUUUUAUGACAACGCAAGGCAACUAGGAAUUUCUAAAAAUGCUUAUAGAUGCAAUUUAUUAGUAUUGACUUGCAGAAUACGAUCUUACAAAACCAGAAAAUUCACGUAUUUAGUGUCUACUAGGCGUUAUAUAAGAGGAAGGAAUCAUUUUUAAAAAUAGACUUUUCUUAUGAAUGGUGCGAUCGAUCCUUUCCUGAAGACUAAGGAUUUUCUCCGAAUUUGAGUGUCGGUUCUUGGGAAACCAAACUACGCUCUAGGGUGAACUAGACUUUAGGGCGUUUAUUCUAAGACUCAUCUUGACCUUCUCAAGAUGGCGUCAAACCUUUUACUAUAAGCAUCACGCUUACUUCACAAUUUCCUCUAUGGCUUCCACUUCCAGUCCAAAGGCCCAACUUCUGUCCGAGGUUGUGACGGCACACACGUUACGUUAAGGAGUUUUUUUCCCCCUGACAGAAGGUUUUAGGAAUAUAUAAAGUGAUAAUAAUUGCACGUAUCUUUGGAUUUUCCUAUCAUAGAAGGCUUUUAGUUUCCUUUUCGGCGGCACAAAAAUGGGCUUUUGAUCAGGCGCGCGCCUCGGACGACUUCUAUUUCCACGGGUCUUCGUCGGCCGAGGAAAGACCCGGGAAUCACUGGAAACGCAAGAUGGCGACGGCGGCCGCAACCUCGGCUUCCGAGCCGGAGAGCGAGCCCAAAGCGGGGGCCAAGGCUGAGGGAGAGGAGGACGAAGUUAAGGUGGCUCGGACGAGGAGAAAAGUGUUAUCCCGGGCUGUGGCCGCCGCGACGUACAAGACUAUGGGGCCGGAGUGGGACCAGCAGGAGGAAGGUGUGAGCGACAGCGAGGGCGAUGAGGAGUACGCCAUGGCUUCCUCCGCGGAGAGCUCCCCGGGGGACUACGAGUGGGAGUACGACGAGGAGGAGGAGAAGAACCAGCUGGAGAUCGAGCGGCUGGAGGAGCAGCUGUCCAUCAACAUCUAUGACUACAACUGUCACGUGGACCUGAUCAGGCUGCUCCGGCUGGAAGGGGAGCUCACCAAAGUGAGGAUGGCCCGCCAGAAAAUGAGCGAGAUCUUCCCUUUGACUGAAGAGCUCUGGCUGGAGUGGCUGCACGAUGAGAUCAGCAUGGCCAUGGAUGGCCUUGACCGGGAGCAUGUGUACGACCUCUUUGAGAAAGCCGUGAAGGACUACAUCUGUCCUAACAUAUGGCUAGAGUAUGGCCAGUACUCAGUCGGUGGGAUUGGUCAGAAAGGCGGCCUGGAGAAGGUUCGCUCUGUGUUUGAAAGGGCGCUUUCCUCUGUCGGUUUGCAUAUGACCAAAGGACUGGCCAUCUGGGAGGCUUACCGAGAGUUCGAAAGUGCCAUUGUGGAAGCUGCUCGGCCCAUAGCUGGCUUCCUUUCCCCUUUUGACCGGGAACAAACCUUUGAUUCACAGCUUGAGAAAAUCCACACUCUGUUUCGGCGACAGUUGGCGAUCCCGCUCUAUGAUAUGGAGGCCACAUUUGCAGAGUAUGAAGAAUGGUCGGAAGACCCCGUACCGGAGUCGGUAAUUCAGAACUAUAAGAAAGCACUGCAGCAGCUGGAGAAGUACAAACCCUAUGAAGAAGCGCUGUUGCAAGCAGAGGCACCGAGGCUGGCAGAAUACCAGGCAUACAUCGAUUUUGAGAUGAAAAUUGGCGACCCUGCUCGCAUUCAGCUGAUCUUUGAGCGUGCCCUGGUGGAGAACUGCCUUGUCCCAGACUUAUGGAUCCGUUACAGUCAGUACCUAGAUCGGCAGCUGAAAGUAAAGGAUUUGGUUUUAUCUGUACACAGUCGUGCGGUCAGAAACUGCCCCUGGACGGUGGCCCUGUGGAGUCGAUACCUCUUGGCCAUGGAGAGACAUGGAGUUGAACAUGGAGAGAUUUCUGUGACCUUCGAGAAAGCUUUGAAUGCUGGCUUCAUCCAGGCCACAGAUUAUGUGGAGAUUUGGCAGGCGUACCUUGAUUACCUCAGGAGAAGGGUUGACUUCAGACAAGACUCCAGUAAGGAGCUGGAAGAGCUGAGGUCUACAUUCACUCGUGCUUUGGAGUAUCUGCAGCAGGAGGUCGAAGAGCGUUUCAGUGAGAGUGGAGAUCCAAGUUGCACGAUCAUGCAGAACUGGGCAAGGAUUGAGGCUCGGCUGUGCAAUAAUAUGCAAAAAGCUCGGGAACUCUGGGAUAGCAUCAUGACCAAAGGAAAUGCCAAGUAUGCCAACAUGUGGCUCGAGUAUUACAACCUGGAAAGGGCACAUGGGGACACGCAGCACUGCAGGAAGGCUCUGCACCGGGCUGUCCAGUGCACCAGUGACUACCCCGAACACGUCUGUGAAGUGUUGCUCACCAUGGAAAGGACAGAAGGUACUUUAGAAGACUGGGAUGUAGCUGUUCAGAAAACUGAAACCCGCUUGGCACGUGUCAAAGAGCAGAGAAUGAAGGCUGCUGAGAAGGAAGCAGCCCUGGCGCAGCAGGAAGAGGAGAAGGCGGAACAGCGGAAGAGGGUGCGAGCUGAGAAGAAGGCCCUGAAAAAGAAGAAAAAGCCCAGAGGUGCAGACAGGCCCAGAGAGGAGGAGAAUGAGAAAGAGUGGGGCGAUGGUGAUGGAGAGCAGCCUGCCAAGCGCAGAAGGGUGGAGAACAGCGUGGGCCCGGCAGGAGAGGCUCCAGUCACAGAAGAGGAAACAGGGCUGUCGGGGAAACACACAGCUGUGGACGUUGAGACUCCUUCAAAGCAGAAGGAGAAGGCGGCUGCCCUGAAGCGGGACAUGCCCAAGGUGCCCCACGACAGCAGUAAGGACAGCAUUACUGUCUUUGUGAGCAACCUGCCCUACAGCAUGGGGGAGCCGGAGGUGAAGCUCCGGCCACUCUUUGAGGCCUGUGGGGAGGUAGCGGAAAUCCGCCCCAUCUUCAACAACCGUGGUGACUUCCGGGGCUACUGCUACGUGGAGUUUAAGGAUGAGAAGUCGGCCCUUCAGGCCCUGGAGUUGGAUCGGAAGAACGUGGAAGGGAGGCCGAUGUUUGUCUCCCCUUGUGUGGAUAAGAGCAAAAACCCUGACUUUAAGGUGUUCCGGUACAGCACCGCCCUGGAGAAGCACAAGCUGUUCAUCUCGGGCUUGCCCUUCUCCUGCACAAAGGAGGAGCUGGAAGACAUCUGUAAGGCGCAUGGCACUGUGAAAGACCUCAGACUGGUCACCAACCGGGCUGGCAAACCAAAGGGCCUGGCCUAUGUGGAGUACGAAAACGAAUCCCAGGCAUCGCAGGCUGUGAUGAAGAUGGACGGCAUGACCAUUAAAGAGAACGUCAUCAAAGUGGCAAUCAGCAAUCCCCCUCAGAGGAAAGUGCCAGAGAAGCCGGAGGCCAGGAAAGCACUGGGCGGCCCCAUGGUGCCGCGGCAGAUGUACGGAGCGCGCGGGAAGGGGAGGACCCAGCUCUCUCUGCUGCCUCGUGCUCUUCAGCGCCCUGCCGCUGGCCCUGCGCAGGCGGAGAACGGCCCUGCCCCGUGCCCAGCAGUCGCCACCUCCGCAGCCAGCGAGGCGCCCAAGAUGUCGAAUGCUGACUUUGCCAAGUUGCUUCUGAGAAAGUGAACGGCACUCUGAGACAAGAAAUGCCUUACUUCACACUGGCCAGGCAGACCACCCACUACCCAGCGGCACUCUGGGGACGGAAGGCUGGUGCAGCAUCUGCGGGCUUCUGGGGACUCUCCCCAUGGCUAGGACAGAAGGGGACAGAGCGAGAAAGCUUGUUCCCAGGACAGAGACGUUGAGUGCUCCCUCACAUUGAGGGCAGGUGGAGAGGGUGCUCGCCCCACAGGCUGGCCGAGGGCGGCCGUCCCAGCACGCUGUUGCGUCUUGAAGAGUGAGGAGCGGAAGUGACCCUGGAACACGGCUUCUGAGAUGCACUCGUUCCGAUGCUUCUGGCCCUUUUUAUAAGAUACUUCUUUCACGCCCUGCACAGAACCUGUGCCCGUCACUCUGAAUUUUUAAAAGACAAAAGAUGAGAUGGCAGAUACGAGUGACUCACCAGAAUGGCCUACUUUAGUUGGGGGGGGGUCACAUAAAAACGUCAGUGGAUUUUUGUCCAAGCAGGUUGUGCGUUUUUUCUAUUAUGUAUUUGUAAAGGACACAUCUGCAGUUGUUUUAUGUUUCCUACAAGCAGAACGUUUGACAACUCUUGUUUAAUAUAGGAAUUCUGAGUGCCCCCGGCUGUGCGCCGUUUUCUUUCCUAGUGAUUAGUGAUCUGUGUUGUCUAAACGUUGAGUUUCUGCCCUUUGGUUCUGUUUAAAUGCCAUGUCAACUGCAAACUUCAAUUCUCAAAAUAUUUAGCUUUGUUUAUUAAACCGAAACUCUCUUAAAAAUGUCUUGCCCUGUGGUACUCAGGCACUCACAGGUGGGUGUAUUUUGAAAUGGGUGUACCUUGCUUUACCUGAUAGUUGUGUAAAUAGAAGUUUUGUAAGUCAAA
Chinchilla lanigera (long-tailed chinchilla) is the source of this 4583-nucleotide messenger RNA. It is a transcript of the gene Sart3, whose product is annotated as squamous cell carcinoma antigen recognized by T cells 3. The record is from RefSeq and is a predicted model, not a curated record. NCBI's taxonomy places the organism in Eukaryota, Metazoa, Chordata, Mammalia, Rodentia, Chinchillidae. Gene Ontology annotation, molecular function: RNA binding; protein binding. Gene Ontology annotation, biological process: RNA processing. The transcript is spliced from 19 exons. Bases 764 to 3709 code for a protein of 981 amino acids.